CCCGAAUUCAUACGGUAUCUGUUAUUAGCCGGAUACCCGUGUUUUUUUUUUUUUUUUUUUUUUGACAAUGGCCGGAUACCCGUGUUGCCGCUGGCCCAUUCUGCUUACGUGCUUCAUUUGUCUACCCUUUCAUUCCACGACAAAGGAGCUGUGACCGGUGUACACUGUACAGGAAUGGUGGGGAGAGGACGAAUGGUGAUUGCAUAUGGGUUGGGGUUUUUCAUGUGCAUCAAUUGACAAUUAUCAUAAAAAUUAAAAAGUUUGAGAUGACAAAAGCAACAAACAAUGGAACUUGGCUGCUGCUCUCCUCUGGCACAACAAGUCAAUAAACAAAGUCAACGAAAUAUUAUGACCUGAAAAAAAUGAAAUCGACGGAGAGUAGAACGAACUAUGGGGCUGCUAGGUCGAGCGGGAAAGGUCCGACGGCGGCAAGGUAACGGAAACUGGCCCGACUGCGACGGGAUCGACGGAAAAGGUCCUAACAGAGACUGGGUUGCUGGGUCCUGGGCUCGUGGGACGGGGGUCGAGCUUUCGCCGGCGACGGAAAGGAUGAAAAUUCUGUUUCUGCAGGUAGCUAUCGGGCGGCAGCCAGCGUUUGUUGUCGAGAAUCGAUUGUGCGGCGUGCCUCGUCGUACUCGUACGGCAGAUGGGAGAGAGCGAUGAAAAUUGGUAUUGGUAUUAACUAGUAUCUAAAUUCUAGUUAAUCAGGUAAGGUUGGAGUCUGAGAGAGGACGGCGGGUUGCGCAGCGCCUUUGCCGUUUGCCCUUUCAAUUCCGGUAUCGGGAUACCAAAAUACCGUCGGUAUUUUACCGAGUCCUUGUCGGUAUACCGAAGCCAAGCAAGCCGCAUCCGAAUACCGUAGCUUACGGUUAACGGUUUUAUCGAUAACCGCAGUUAUCGGUACGGUUACCGGUUAAACCGUUAGCCGCAAAACCGUUUACCACCCCUAGCUAGGAUAACUCGAUCUAAAUACAAAUUGCUUACUGUU
Linum trigynum is the source of this 988-nucleotide messenger RNA. The record is from the annotation of a GenBank genome assembly. Lineage: Eukaryota; Viridiplantae; Streptophyta; Magnoliopsida; Malpighiales; Linaceae.